Messenger RNA from Penicillium subrubescens, 1029 nucleotides. RefSeq lists its product as uncharacterized. The transcript is spliced from 4 exons. The record is from RefSeq and is a predicted model, not a curated record. NCBI's taxonomy places the organism in Eukaryota, Fungi, Ascomycota, Eurotiomycetes, Eurotiales, Aspergillaceae. The coding region runs from base 1 to 1029 and encodes 342 amino acids.
AUGACUAAAAUCUUUAUUACCGGGGCAACUGGCUACAUUGGCGGUGACGCCCUUGCAACUCUACAUGCCGCGCAUCCUGAGUUUUCGUAUGUCGCGUUAAUUCGCAGCAACGAGAAGGCCGAGCAGGUCAAGGCUCGCUUCCCUAAUGUCCGCGUGGUUCUCGGUGAUCUUGACAACUCAGCUUUACUGCAGCGGGAGAGUGCAGCAGCAGACAUCGUCCUCCACACUGCAGAUGCAUCUGAUCAUGUGGGGGCUGCAAAGGCAAUCGCCGCGGGUCUGGUUGCUGGGCAUACCAAAGAAAAGCCGGGUUACUGGUUACACACAGGUGGAACUGGAAUUUUAACCUUCGAAGAUAGUGACAAGGGGACGUUUGGGAACAAAAGGGAUAAGGUUUACGAUGACUGGGAAGGAGUGGAGGAGCUUCUAAAUCUACCCGAUCAUGCUUUCCAUCGCAAUGUGGACAAGCUCGUCUUGGACGCUGCCGCAAAGCAUGCAGAUGUGCUUAAGGUUGCUUUAAUUUGCCCUCCAACUAUCUAUGGACGUGGACGAGGCCCAUGCUCGCAACGCGGUCGUCAAGUCUACGAACUUGCGAAAGUGACACUGCAGCUGCAGAAGGGUCCAAUCAUAGGUGCUGGACAGGCGAUCUGGAACAACGUCCACAUCCACGAUUUAAGUGAUUUCUAUGCAUUGCUCGUACAUGCUGCGGUCGCAGGCCAAAACGACGAUGGGAUCUGGGGUCCAAAGGCAUACUACCUCACCGAGAAUGGGGAGCAUCGCUGGGGCGAUCUGGCUCAGUCCACAGCGGAGGCUGCCGCAAAGCUAGGUCUCAUUCCAGAAGCAAAGGCGGAACCUAUUGACUUGGAAAGUGCCAAGCAAUAUGCGGGCUUUGAGUCGCUAAGCUGGGGAUUGAAUUCUCGUGGGCGGGCACUUCGAGCACGUAAGCUUCUCGGAUGGAAACCUUCAUAUCCGAGUCUACUAGAGGAACUACCCCAGAUUGUUCAGAGCGAGUGGCAGCGACUGCAGGAGUAA